UACUACUAUGAUCAGACCGCUCAGGGUGCACGUUAGUCUUGGACCGUGGCAGCCAAAAACACUGGGGAUGGAAACUAUACUAUAAACGCUGUUGGGAAAGUCUACGAAGAUCGCCUAGAAUCUGAGUGAAGAUGGCCUUAUUUAAGAACAACUUCUGGGGGGAGAAAAAUGCUGGCUUUGACGUGCUCUACCACAACAUGAAGCACGGCCAGCUGGCAACCAAGGAGCUAGCCGAGUUUGUCCGUGAGAGUGCUGCUAUUCAGGAGACUUAUUCCAAAUCUAUGAGCAAACUGGCCAAGAUGGCAAGCAACGGAAGUCCACUGGGGACUUUUGCUCCCAUGUGGGAUGUGUUCAGAGUGUCUUCAGACAAACUGGCCCUCUGCCACCUCGAGCUGAUGAAGAAGAUGAAUGAUCUCAUCCGGGACAUCAACAAGUACGGAGAUGAGCAGGUCAAAAUUCACCGCAAGACAAAGGAGGAGAUGGUGGGGACAGUGGAGGCGGUGCAGGCGCUGCAGGUUCAGAGCGGCCACCUUCAGAAAUCAAAGGAGGGUUACCACGCCAAGUGUUUGGAGCUGGACCGGCUCAGGAAGGAGGGAGCUCCACAGAAAGAACAGGAGAAAGCGGAGCUGAAGUCUAAGAAAGCAGCUGAGUCAUUUGGGCUGUGCAUCGAAAAGUACAACCGCGUGGGAGGAGAGUUUGAGCAGAAGAUGAGCGAGUCUUCGCAGAAGUUUCAGGAAAUCGAGGAGGCCCACCUGCGACAGAUGAAACAGCUGAUCAAAGCUUACUCUCACUCCAUAGAAGACACCCAUGUUCAAGUGGGACAGGUCCACGAGGAAUUCAAGCAGAAUGUGGAAAACAUCGGCAUUGAUAACCUCAUCCAGAAAUUUGCGGAGCAGAAGGGCACGGGGAAAGAAAGGCCUGCUCUGGUUGGUUUUGAGGAGUACAUGACAGCUUUGGCACCAGAAGUUGGGAAGAAGAGUCGGGCAAAAGCUUUCAGGAUCCCUGGCCUCGGCAAGAGGGACAAGGAGCCAGACUCUACUGACUCCACUGCACCAGAAACCCUGAAUUCACCCCUGGAGGUAGACGACGAGGGAUUUGUCAUCCGAGCUGACAGCACUCACAAUGGCUGCUCUGUGGACAAGGAGAACAACUUUUACUCCAGUGACUCGGACUUCGAUGACGAGGAGCCCAAAAAGUUCCACAUCCAGAUCAGACCGGUCACCAGCAGCAGUCGCAGUAACUCCGCUGCGACGGAGAAAGAGCUGAAAGCCACCGUCGGGUCGCUCACUCUGCCGCCCAACAGAGUCGCCCGGCCACAGGUGACUGUGAAGCGGCAACUCUCCAGAAACUCAAGUACUGCAGGACUUCGCUCAGAAGAGGGCGAAGGUGCCUCCCACAGGGAUGGAGAGCAGGAAGGCCUCCGCAGGUCCACCUCCAGUCCUGAUCACAGCAGGUUGAGUUCAACACCGUUGAGUUCUGACAGUCUUUUCGGACCGCCGCUGGAAUCUGCCUUCAAGUCCAAAAGCUUUGAUGGUCGAGACCAACUCAGAGAGCAGAGCGCCUUUGGUGCCUCUGAAUACGCUGCCUUCUCAUCUGACUCCUCUUCUCCAGAGAACGUUGAAGACUCUGGCCUGGACUCGCCUUCUCAUCAGCCUCUUGGGCCCUCCCCAGAGCCGGUGGGUUGGGCGGCUUGGCCUCCUGUGUCACAGAGUAAAGAACCAACACAAACACUGGCGCGACCUGCGGACCCUUUCCUCUCUGCUUUCCGUGACCCCUCCCAUGGUCGUAGUCCUCACCCUCAGGACGACCCUGCCAGCGCCUGGUCCGUCGCCUCGUCACGUCCCUCUCGGGCCCCCCGAGACAAGGACCCCUCUUCCAUGCGUUUCCCUGCAUUCCCCCAGUCCCUCCCCCUGCCUGAGAUGGAGUCGUCUGUGUGGAACUGCAAACACAUCCCCGCCGAGGACCCCUUCCUCGCUGCGUUUGAGAGGAGCGUCACCCAGGAGAAUGUGAACCUGUCUGACGCCUGGUCGCGUCCGCCGCCUCGCCCAGCCCAGGAGGGGAGGGGGGGGGAGGUGCGAGGGGAGUCAUUUUCAAUCACCUUUAACAACACAAAGACACUCCCAGCCUCAUCCUCUUCCUCCUCCUCUUCAUCCGCCUCCAAUCGUAAAAACAGAGACAGGAAACGAGACCAGAGCCUCCCUCCUCCCGUUACUUCUGAUGACCCAUUUGCGAUCACGAUGAUCGGCAGCCCAACGCACCAGUCUACGCUGGCUGCAGCAGCGGGGUUGAUCCUUCCACACAGCAGCAGCAGCAGCAGCAAAGGGGCUGGGGGGGGCUCCACCAACAGCAAUAGGCUGGUACUCGAUGCUAAUUCAAACUCUCUGCCCACGGCUCAGCCCAAGAAGGAGCUGAUGCACUGGAACUCUGUCCACAACCCGUUUAGUGAAAGUGUCUCUGGAGGGCUGGGCAGCUCCAAGACACUCGAAGGAGGAGGAAAAGGAGAGGGAGGAGGAGAGAGGAGGAAACAUCGGUCAUCAGAGAGCGAGCCACGCAGGAACGCCCCUCCACUCACCAGGCACUCAGGACCACAGGAGGAUCUGUGUUUCUCCACAGACAAAGAUCAAGACUGCCUUGAUCUGAACACCCCGAUAUCCUGCAGUAUCGUUCCACACAAGGGGUCCAAGCUGAACUUCAGACAGGACACAAGUGAAGUGCUCACAGCUGCUCCUCCGAAAGUGACCCGGGCCAAGAGGACUUUAGGCCGACUCAGCGGCUGUGAGAGAUCGCGGUCUCUGUGCUCCUCCCCACUGCCGGAGCCCAGCCAUUCCCUCACCUCCUCCUCCUCCUCCUCCAGCCCCAGUGAGUGGGGCCCUCAAGCCAGGGACAUCGAUUGGGCGAGUCAGAACCGAGCACCCAGUCCUGCUCGGGUAGGACAAGCCUCCCCGCUUACCUUCCAGCACCAGGACCUCCCACAGAGACAGUUGCACCUGUCGCGAGGCCCCAGUCCCAUUUCCCUCAGCACACAGGAGGCCUGGCCCGUGGCUGCUGCCAUCACAGAAUAUAUCAAUGCCUAUUUCAAAGGUGGACAGCACAACCGUUGUCUGGUGAAGAUCACAGGUGACCUGACAAUGUCCUUCCCUGCUGGCAUUACCAGGAUUUUCUCUGCCAACCCCAACGUUCCUGUACUCAGCUUCAGACUGGUGAACAUCGCGAGGAUCGAUCACUUCCUGCCAAACCAGAAGCUGCUUUACAGUGAUCCGUCCCAGAGUGACCCGGACACCCGAGACUUCUGGUUCAACAUGCAGGCUCUGCAGCUCUACCUGCAGAGAGAGGCUGAGCUAAACCCUCAGGCCUCAUACUACAACGUCGGCCUGCUCAAGUAUCAGGUGUCAUCUCAGGACCCGGGCCGCGCCCCCCUCCUGCUGUCUGCAGAGUGUCAGCGCAGCGGCACUGUGACCCGGGUGUCCCUGGAUUACCACUGCUGCCCUGCCACCGCGCCCUCCACCCAGCUGGCUGCGGUCCAGGUGCUGCUGCCGUUAGACCACACCGCCACAGACCUGCAGUGCCAGCCGCCCGCAUCCUGGAACGCUGAGGAAAGACGGCUGCUGUGGAAACUCCCCAACCUCUCCCCGACCAACCACAGCAAAGGCUCAGGGACCCUGUGCGCCAGCUGGCAGUGCCUGGAGGCCCCCCGCGGCCCCCCACCCAGCCUGGCUGUUCAGUUUGUGGGCUCCGGGGCCUCGCUGGCGGGCCUGGACGUGGAGCUGGUGGGCAGCCGCUACCGCAUGUCACUGGUCAAGAAGAGAUUCGCCACAGGGAAGUACAUGGCCGGCUGCUCCCUGUGAACAGUGUGAAGGACCGUCGCUGCAGGUUCAGAGAACUUUGCACUUUUUCAAAAUCAAAGGCCAGGAAGAGAUGACCGAAACAAACAGCUCAGCCUUAAAGGACGAUGUGCACUUACUUCUGACAGUGUCGUGCUGUUUGAGGACCAAGCCUUUCCUCUCCCCUCUAACUUAAGGUGUGUGUGUGUGUGUGUGUGUGUGUGUGUGUGUGUGUGUGUGUGUGUGUGUGUGUGUGUGUGUGUGUGUGUGUGUGUGUGUGUGUGUGUGUGUGUGUGUGUGUGUGUGUGUGUGUGUGUGUGUGUGUGUGUGUGUGUGUGUGUGUGUGUGUGUGUGUGACACUCAGUCGUUCUGCGUUUAGCGGGAGGAAACCUCUUUUUGUAUUGAAACCUUGUGUUCUGAGACUGCAAACUGAGCUGGAUGUCAGAACUUUUCUUGAAUUGUAGAAAACUGAAAAACAUGUGAAUAUAAGUUGCCAUGGAAACUAGAAUUUUAAAUUAUACUGUAUGGAAGAAAUCCCCUAAAGAUCUUGUACCAAACCUUAGAAAAAUAAAUGUUUGUAAAUCCGCUGUUUGUUUCAAAUAAAAGUUUUGUGAUGUUGAUGUUUGAUAAAAAAAUAAAUGUGCUCAAACGUU
Molecule: messenger RNA, 4474 nt
Organism: Eleginops maclovinus (Patagonian blennie)
Lineage: Eukaryota; Metazoa; Chordata; Actinopteri; Perciformes; Eleginopidae
Gene: fcho1
Product: FCH and mu domain containing endocytic adaptor 1
Exons: 27
Coding region: 132-3845 (1237 amino acids)
Biological process (GO): clathrin coat assembly; clathrin-dependent endocytosis
Cellular component (GO): cytoplasm; plasma membrane; clathrin-coated vesicle
Source: RefSeq, a predicted model, not a curated record